Coffea arabica (coffee) is the source of this 1977-nucleotide messenger RNA. The record is from RefSeq and is a predicted model, not a curated record. NCBI's taxonomy places the organism in Eukaryota, Viridiplantae, Streptophyta, Magnoliopsida, Gentianales, Rubiaceae.
AUGGAGAAUAGUUAUGUGAUUAAUUCUAAAGGUAAAGCAGGGGGGUUAGCUUUGUUCUGGAAUGCGGAGAUUACUUUGGGGAAUGUAUAUGGUACGGAUUGGUAUAUUGCAGCAGAGGUUGUGGAUGAGAACAAUAACGACCACUGGUGGAUGGUAGGAAUCUAUGCAAGUACAGAGGAAAGUAUAAGAAAGCAACAAUGGAAGGAAAUAGAGGAAAAAAAGAGGGAAUGGGGAGAUAAGUGGAUCCUAGUGGGUGACUUUAAUGAUAUUUGUUCCAAUGGGGAGAAAUGGGGAGGGAGAGAGAGAGCGGAGGGGAGCUUUAGGGAGUUUAAUAGAUUCAUCUCUGAGAAUGAGUUAGUGGAUAUAGGAUACGAGGGAGCACCGUGGACCUGGAGCAACACUUGGGAAGGGCAAGGGGCAAUAAAAGAAAGGUUAGAUAGAUGUUUAGGGAGUGUGGGCUGGGUGCAACAAUAUGAGAAAGCAAUCUGUGAGCAUGUGGAAAAGGAGGCAUCUGACCACAGUCUUCUUCUCUUAGACUUUAGCCCGGCGCAAAAGAGAGUGAAACGAAGAUUCUUUUUUGACCAACGUUGGGCAAAAGACAACUCUUCUGAGGUAGUCGUCAAGAAUGCGUGGGGCAAAGAUCAACAUGGUUCUCGAAUGUUCAAGGUGGUAAGAAGAAUAAAAGAGUGCAGGUUAGCUCUAAUCGAUUGGCAUAGAACAACAAAAGGUAACUCACGGGCAGUAAUCCAGGAAUUAAAAGGACAAUUGAAAGCACUAAGGGAGCAAGAAGAGUGGGACAAGGGGACUGCGGCGAACCUGAAGCUACAAUUGAGCAAGGCCUACAAGGAUGAAGAGCUUUAUUGGAGUCAAAAAUCAAGAAGUAGAUGGCUCAAAGAGGGGGACAAAAAUACAGCCUACUUUCACUUAAGUGUCAUGGCAAAAAGGAAAAGGAACAGAAUCAAUAUGCUGCAAAAGGCGAAUGGAGAGUGGUGUAGAGGCGAACAAGAAGUGGAAGAGGAACUGAGCAAACACUAUCAGGAACUUUUCACCUCCACGGAACCUUCUGAGUUUGAUGAAGUGCUACAGGGAAUACCUCGCACUAUUUCCCAUCUUAUGAACACAAAGUUGAUUAAACCAGUGGACGAGAAGGAGAUACAACACGCUACUUUCUCUAUGUUCCCUAACACAGCCCCUGGAGUUGAUGCUAAUAGGCUGAAAUCUGUCCUUCACCCCUGUAUUACCCCCUCACAGUCAGCCUUUGUCCCAGGGAGACAGAUCUUAGACAAUGUCAUGAUUGCCCAUGAAAUUUUACAUUUCUUGAAAAACAAAAGAUCUGGAAAAGUUGGUUUCAUGUCCAUUAAGCUAGAUAUGUCCAAGGCUUAUGAUAGGGUGGAGUGGAAAUAUUUGGGGAGAAUUAUGAUACACAUGGGUUUUUGUCCUAUUUUUGUCCAAUGGAUCAUGGCUUGUAUUUCCUCUGUUUCAUAUUCCUUUAACUUGAAUGGUAGGAAGGUUGGAUAUAUUAAGCCUUCUAGAGGCAUUCGGCAAGGAGACCCCUUAUCUCCAUACCUGUUCAUCUUGUGCACUGAAGGAUUUUCCAAUUUAAUCAAUAAAGCUGUGGAUCGAAAGGAACUCACUGGAAUCAAAGUCAGUAAAGACAGCCCCAUGGUGUCACAUUUGUUUUUUGCAGACGACUCCUUGUUGUGUUGCAAAGCAAGUAAGAAGGAAGUUCUGAAGAUUAAGGAAGUCAUCAACCACUAUGGCCAAGCAUCUGGACAGGUUGUGAACUUUGAAAAAUCUGCCAUGUUUUUCUCUAAAAACACUCCCAACAGGAUUAGGAAGGAGGUGUGUAAGGUGUUGGAUAAUAUGAGGGAGGCCCAAAGUGGUAAGUAUCUAGGUCUACCUAUGACUAUAGGAAGAGAUAAGAACCAGGUGUUUGGGUACCUGAAAGACAAGAUAAAUAGCAAGUUGCAAGGGUAG